Molecule: messenger RNA, 2142 nt
Organism: Mesorhabditis belari
Lineage: Eukaryota; Metazoa; Nematoda; Chromadorea; Rhabditida; Rhabditidae
Source: the annotation of a GenBank genome assembly
AUGACAUCUCGAGAGAAAGAAACGAAAACGGAGUCUGUUUUUGGAGAAAAUCUCAGGGUGACUUGUGCAGCAAAUCAAGGUGGUCGUGAUUAUAUGGAAGAUCGGAUUCACAUUGAAUCGGUGAGAUAUCCGAACGGACGACUUGAUUUCGUUUUCUUUGCCAUUUACGAUGGUCACGGUGGACAAGAGGCGAGCACGUUUGCCAAGAAACAUCUGCUAAACAAUCUUCGGGAAGACCCGGACUUUCAAUCAGCCGAUGACGAGACAGUGCUUCGAGCGAUUACGAAUGCUUUCCUAAAAACCCAUAACGCUAUGGAGGACGUUGUUGCACAAUGGAAACGAACAGCUUCUGGUUAUCAAAGCACUGCGGGAACCACUGCCAGUGUUGCGAUUCUACGAGAAGGAAAGAUUUAUAUGGGUCAUGUCGGCGAUUCAGCAAUUAUUCUUGGCAAACGUGUACGAGAAAUUGAUGAAGCUGGUAAAAUGAAUAUUCGAAUGAAAGCAAUUACAAUGACGGUUGAUCAUAAACCUGAAGAUAUAUUGGAGAAAAAUCGGAUCACGGAACAUGGUGGCUCGGUGGCGAUGAAGCAGAAUUGUUUACGUGUCGUUUGGGAAAGGAAACCGCACUCGAAACCGGAAAUGAUUUAUGUGAAUGGGAAAUUGGAGCUUUUCGAUGGAGAGCUCGCAUUGCAACGCGUUCCAUUCUUGGCCGUCACUAGGAGUCUUGGAGAUUUAUGGUCGUGGAAUGAGCGAACAAAGCAGUACGUCGUUUCGCCGAAACCCGAUGUUUCCGUCUACGAAUUGAAUCCCGAAGAGGACGUCUGCUUGGUGAUUGCAUCAGAUGGUCUAACCGGUGCAAUGAAUCCAAUUUUGGCGACAAUUCUUGGUGAUAUGUGUGAGCAAUUUUCGAUGGAAUACACGGAAGAUGAUGUCAAAAAGCGACCGUAUCAAGCCAUUCAAACGAACACAUCUCGAGUGAUUUUGCAACACGCACUUCCGAUGUGGGAAUGGAAGAAUCCGCGUGCCGACAAUGUGUCCGUCAUUACGGUAAUUUUUGAUCACAAGCACUCGUUGAGGCCGCCAAAAGUUCUCGAGCGAAUCAAUCCAUCAGAGACGAGCCUCGAACAAGUCUUCACACAGCAUCGUGAUGAUAUGGUAUUGAUUGGACCUGAAAUGGAGGAACGUCUUCUCACGAUUUACACUCCUGUUCUGUACUCUGGAUAUAAUGAUCUGCCUGGGACUUCGAAUUCCAUGUACUUUGGACCCGGCUUUUAUACGCAUGAUGAAGAAAAUAUGAAAGAGGAAGAAAUUCGCACGACACUCAAUCUACCAACAACCCGUUUACUGUCAAUUGAAGAGAUCAACACUUUAUUGGAAGAGAGAAGAGCUUAUACGAAAAUGGGACCAAUCUUUGCUGGCUAUGUGAGCAUCUACUCAGACGAUGAUAUGGAGAUGAGUGAUUACACUAAUGGAGAUUACGAGAGCUUUGGGCUCAUGAUCGAGGAUACGGAGAACAAGCCAGCGCUUGUCGAAGAGACGCCAAGUCCCGCUCGAGUGACUCGAAGCUCGGCUCGUCGUCUUUCACAGGUGACUAAAACCGAAUCACCGCCGCUAGAGAAGUCUCCAAAAUUAACACAGGAAACAAAAACUCGAACACCUAAACGAUUGCUGCGAAACACUGCAGAUCAACAAAAUAUUCCCAACACAAAGACGCCAACAAAGGAGUCGCCAAGCGCCUCACAAGUUGUCACACGAAGCAAGAGUCGCGAUAGGAAUUAUGAGACGCCUGAGAUGACACCAUUCCCCAGCACGCCAACAAAAUCUGUCAAUCGAAAGCGUCGUGCAUCUGAUUAUGGAAAUGAGUCAACGUCGGUCACCCCUUUAUUCCGUUCUUUUAAUAUGGAAAGAAGGGUUAUUCAACGAGAAGUCGAAUUUCAAGAUGAUGACGAUUUAGAGGAAAUGAAUGGAGAUGAGCCACAAACUUCUCGAAGUCUCCGAUCACAUUUCAACUUGCAUCCAAGCAACAAUCACACAAAUGGGCAAGACCAUGACCGUGACUGGGAUCACAAGGAAAUCGAGCCAGCUCCACCAGCGCCAAAACGAAGCAAGAUUUGGGGUUUCAUCAAAAGAAUCGUUGGCAUG